Arachis stenosperma is the source of this 1016-nucleotide messenger RNA. RefSeq names its product homeobox-leucine zipper protein HAT7-like. Lineage: Eukaryota; Viridiplantae; Streptophyta; Magnoliopsida; Fabales; Fabaceae. Gene Ontology annotation, cellular component: nucleus. Gene Ontology annotation, molecular function: sequence-specific DNA binding; DNA-binding transcription factor activity, RNA polymerase II-specific. The coding region runs from base 137 to 970 and encodes 277 amino acids. The record is from RefSeq and is a predicted model, not a curated record. Gene Ontology annotation, biological process: positive regulation of DNA-templated transcription. The transcript is spliced from 3 exons.
CCAACCAGAUCAUCAUCAUCAUCAUCACCACCAACCCUUCUCUUCUAACUCCCUCAAUUCCUUCCCCUCUUUGCCAAUUCCUUCCCAUCACCACUUCUUAGGUCAACCACACAACACCCCCUCUCUCUUUCUCAAGAUGGGUUCACACCAAUUCUUAGGGGGUGGUGGACCUUUCAUGUUGAAAAGAUCCAUGUCAUUUUCAGGGAUAGAGAAUAAGUGCCGCGGCGACGGCGAUGACGACCUAUCGGACGACGGAUUCGGGUUCCAAUUUGGGGAGAAGAAAAAGAGGCUGAACAUUGAACAAGUGAAAGCACUUGAGAAGAGUUUUGAGUUAGGGAACAAGCUUGAACCUGAAAGAAAGGUGCAACUUGCUAAGGCCCUUAACUUGCAACCGAGACAAAUUGCUAUUUGGUUUCAGAAUCGAAGGGCAAGGUGGAAAACUAAGCAACUUGAAAGGGAAUAUGAAUCUCUUAAGAAGCAGUUUGAAGCAUUGAAGGUUGAUAAUGAUGCACUUAAGGUUCAGAAUCAGAAAUUACAUGCUGAGUUACAGGCCCUAAUCAAAGGAAAGGAGUAUUAUUGUGAAGAAGAUGGAGCAAUAAUAAGCAACCUUAAUAAGAAAGAAGCUGGAGAUGGUUCAUGGAGUAAUAAUAAUAAUAAUGGUUGUAGUGACAAUAAUAAUAUCUCAUCAUCAGACAUUAACUUAGAUCUCUCAACAACACCAAUUAUAAACACUAGUCCAGUAUCUUCUCAAAAUGCCAAAACUACCCUUGAAUCCAAUAAUGAUAAUUCUCUAAAGCCCAACAACAACAACAUAAUUCAGCUCCUCCAAUACUCACCAUCAUCAUCAUCAAGACCACAAGGGAUUCCUCAUCAAGAUGAAGGCUUAUGCAACAUGUUUCAUCACCAAAUUGAGGAUCAACAGAAUCUGUGGCCCUGGCCUGAACACCAGCCUCAUAAUAAUUUCCACUGAUCCAAUUCACUCAGGUUCUUAGUAAUAAAAUUCCAAUAUCAAUAGU